AUGACGACCAGUGGCAGCUCGCCGUACAAGCUUAUAUGCAGCAAGACGGCAGUGGACGCCUCCAAGUUCAGCACCUUGCUCAAGCAGGAGCUCCUGAGUUUCGAGGAAGUGGAUUUCUCCGAGUGUAACUUGACUGGCGACUCCGCCAAGGGCGACACUUUGAAAGUG
Effrenium voratum is the source of this 168-nucleotide messenger RNA. The record is from the annotation of a GenBank genome assembly. Lineage: Eukaryota; Dinophyceae; Suessiales; Symbiodiniaceae.